Messenger RNA from Hirundo rustica (Barn swallow), 1791 nucleotides. RefSeq names its product interleukin 2 receptor subunit beta (gene IL2RB). NCBI's taxonomy places the organism in Eukaryota, Metazoa, Chordata, Aves, Passeriformes, Hirundinidae. The transcript is spliced from 9 exons. Gene Ontology annotation, molecular function: protein binding; cytokine receptor activity. Gene Ontology annotation, biological process: immunoglobulin mediated immune response; cytokine-mediated signaling pathway. The record is from RefSeq and is a predicted model, not a curated record. Gene Ontology annotation, cellular component: external side of plasma membrane; membrane. The coding region runs from base 25 to 1791 and encodes 588 amino acids.
UCUUUCAGUGUGUCACCAGUACUAAUGAAGCCUUCAUUGCUGCUUCUGUCUCACCUCUGCCUGUUCAGCCUUAUGCCUCCCUCGUGGGCAUCAGAUUCAGCACAAGGUGACUCCAGCCUCACUUGUUGGUACGACUCACGGGUGGCUCUCUUCUGUGACUGGGACCCAGGCAGGGACCUGGCUGAAGCACCAUGCCAGCUGGAGAUUUUGUCAGAGAAAGGCUUUUGUGACAGCUCACUGGAAUUAUAUCCCUCACCUGAAAAACAGAAGAAGCACUGCAAAUUACCAAAGGCAGAGCAUAUGACAGGACUGAGGAGAUGCAUCAAAAUCUUCAACCAAGAUGUUAAUAGACAGUGCUUCACCGUUUCAGACUGUCUUAACAUAUCUGUCCAUUGCCACACUGAAGAGACUAAAACCAAAAUACCUGCACAAAUAAAAAACUUCAAUCCGUUUGCAAAUAUAAAGCUGAGGCCUCCAGGAAACCUUCAGCUGGUUAACAUAACUGAAAACACCUCCAACCUAACAUGGAGCCUCAAUAUCUCCUCUCACUACUUGCAUGGGUUGCGGGAGUACCAAGUGCGGUAUCGACGUGUGAGUCAGUCCUGGGAGGAGGCUGUGAACUUGCCCAUUGAACAGGACCAGAUGUGGGUGAAUUUUGAGAGACUCUCACCCAACUUGAAAUACGAGGCAGCUGUCCGUGCAAGGCCGAGUGCCAGAAGCACCUACAAAGGCAUGUGGAGUGACUGGAGCAAGCCGGUCCUGUGGAGGACACAUGCUGACCAUAAGGGAAUAUCCCAGCCAGUCCUCCCAGUUCUGAUAGUGAGCACUUUCGUCUUCGUGAUCAUUGGGACCGCCUUCCUCAUUAACUUACGGACCCUGAAAUGGUUUAAGAAGAUCCUGAAGAUUCACAUCCCGGACCCUGAAAAGUUUUUUCCCCCACUUGUUUCAGUUCAUGGAGGUGACAUUCAGAAAUGGCUCUCCUCCCCAUUCUCCACAUCUUCCUACUGCGUGAACAGCACAGUCCCAGAGAUCUCCAUGCUCGAGGUGAUGCAGAAGAAUGACCAGGAAUCCCAGUUUCUACUUUCCAAGGGAGCCCUGACUCCUGAUCCUCCCACAGAAACCAGUGUGCACUCUGGAUCCAGCUGCUUCACCAACCAAGGCUAUUUCUUCUUCCACCUUUCCAACUCCUUUGAGAUCGAGCCCUGCCAGGUCUAUUUCACCUACGAGCCUUUCACCCAGGAGGGCAGUGGCAGCAAGGAUGGGGAGUGUUACCAGGCUCUCCCAUCCCCUGACAUCUGCACACUGGCAGAAGACAUGAAUAUGCUACCCAGAGACUUCUUUCACUGUAUCGAGGCAACGCAGGGCUUCCAAAAGAGCUCCUUCAUGGAAGAGACAGCAGGUGAAGCCCAGCAGGCUGUGGCUGUUCCUGGGGCUCUCCAGUCAAGUGAAGGCAGCUCACCAACACCGGUUCUGGAACAGGAUGAGAAGGUGAUGGACAAAGAAAUUUCACAACCUGCUGAGGCUGUGUGCCUGACUGACUUUCCUGACCCACUGGAUCUGCAGGACAGAGACACUGUCAGUGUAACAGAGGGGAGUGGGAAGGGGGGCCCUCCGACUGACCCCUGCACACCAGCAGCAAAUGCUACCUCUUCCUUCUCCCAGCCUCCACCUCUCAGGCAAAGACAGGAUGAGGAUCUGUGCAAAACAACCUCCUCCAGCCAAGUCUCAAACACUGGUGCCUACAUUUCUCUGAGGGACCUCCAAAGCCAGUACAGCCAUUGCUCUGUCUAG